Molecule: messenger RNA, 2166 nt
Organism: Caenorhabditis briggsae
Lineage: Eukaryota; Metazoa; Nematoda; Chromadorea; Rhabditida; Rhabditidae
Exons: 9
Coding region: 1-2166 (721 amino acids)
Biological process (GO): protein import into peroxisome matrix
Cellular component (GO): peroxisomal membrane
Molecular function (GO): zinc ion binding
Source: RefSeq, a predicted model, not a curated record
AUGGGCGACACCGACGCAGGACAGAUGGAAACCGAAUCGUCUAGUUCGAAAAUGCCAGCUGAUGACUUGCAAUGCACGAUUUGUCUUUCUUCCAAAUUCUCUCAAGAAUGCCGUGUGAACGGUUGUAAUCACGCAUUCUGUUUCUCAUGCAUAUCCGAAUGGGUCACCCAAUCGAUGCGCCCGUCUUGUCCAAUGUGUCGGCAUGAUAUCGAGAAGAUUUUCUACGAUUUUUCCGAUGAGCUUGGCAAGAAAGAAAUUGGAAUCCGAGAAUAUCGAAGCACACAGAUGUCGAUAUCACCACCCGACCGAGCACAACUUCUUGGUGAAAGGCGAUUAGUUGUCAGGAACUUGAUGCAUUGCUAUAAGCUCGUUAAUCUCCUUGCUUCCGAAGCAUCCGACCUAGACGAAUCGAAGGAAGAGGAGGAAACUAUAAAGAAUGGAUUGUUAGAGUUGAAGAGCACUGUGUCAAACCAUAUUCUCAAUGCAGAAAAAUCACUCGUCGAAUUGCGUACAGAAAUCGUGCAAAAGAAAAAGUCUCUGGUAUUCAGUUCGCUAUCGUUUCGCCGUAUAAUAUAUACAAACAAAAUAAAAAUAAAAUAUAUCGAUCAGAAAAAACCAAAACUGCAGCCAGAGGAUAUUUCCAAGGAUCCCAGUCGAUUCAAGGACAUUGUAAUCGGGUUUCUACUCACCGAAUUUGACGCUAUUCCUUAUCAAAAUCAGCCGAAAGUCGCCGGUCAUAAAUGGAGAACUAAAUUCUUGGGAGCACUAGAGGCUCAACAGAAACAACGUUACGCUGAUGAAAUUUAUCAAUUGAUGAUGUCCAAAUCCGCCGGAACGGAAAACUUCCAGAAAGACCUUGGAGCGAUUCUAUCACCGGUUAGCCAAAUGCAUAUCCAAUUCUUGGAUGAUCAUUUGGAAGCAAUCAUUGCAGUUGAAAAAACAAAUCUCGAGGAAUUCUAUCAAGAAGUGUACUAUGAUUCAAUUUACAACAGCUUCUCUAACAACUUGUUUGACUACAACGCGAUGAUGACGAUGCGCGAUGAUCCAGAGAGUCGAUUUCAUGCAUUGUUCACUCAUUUACACCACAUGAAUCCCAUGGAUUGGUUGGAUCCCUACGCACGUCAUCUGAAUCGUCAAGCAUCGAAUAACGACGGUGGAACAGAUCGAGCCACGAAUAAUGAUGACGACAGUGAUCGAUCGCCUUCUCCAGAAGAAAGAGUUCCAACGCCAAUGCCAGGCGACAAUCCUGCUGCAGAACGGGAUUAUGCGGAGACACUUGUAGGGGGUGUAUUGGAAUUUGAACCAGGAACUCGUGCUACAUUCUCUUUCCGACCGCCCAGUAGAACGUGGCAAGAACUCAGGGAAUUCGGAACAACCAGAAAUGAACCUCCCAGAAGAGUGCUAGAGGGACAGUCGUCGAGAACUCGACCAUACGAAGAGCAUAUGCGAACGCACAUGACUUUGCGAUCUUCAACACGGCGAGGAUCAAGACCAGAAGAAGCUGGGAGCAGAUCAGCAGAAAGCCCGCAACGAGUGGACCCUCAUAUCAGCAGAGAAAGAAUUGCAAGACUUGAGGAACUGCACAACAGCUCAUUGAGUCUAGCGGUAAGUGCCGCUUUGAGGACACAUCAGCAUUCAAUUUUGCAGAAUCUACUGCAGCCACCUCCUGUACCUACAGUAAAUACAUUCAGCCGAUUCUUCGCAGUACAUCCGGGACAUCUCCACCGCACACGCCAAUACCCUGUCUACCAGCCAACCAGACCAGGAGGUAAUCGCGGUGAACGAAUCGAAGAAGGCAACACAGAAGUCGAUGUUGUGGAGAGGCGACAACGUUUAGUAGCAAUUGGUGCGGAUCCAGAACGCAUUCCAGCUAUUGAGGCACUUAUGGACCGGGUUAGUACCCGUUUCCGCUGGUCGCCACCGCCAGCUACUCCACGUCCUCCUGCUCCUCCUUCGGAACCGCUAUUCCGUCGACCAGGACAACCGAGCAGUUCAGGAGCUCGUGUUGUAGUUGACAGUUCCCCAAGAAAUGAAGGCCUCGAUUUUAUAUCAGUUGCUCGUCGGACCAGAGCCGCUAUGAGAGCAGCACAAAGUGCACGACAAGAAGAAGAAGAAGAAGCACCUCCGGCGAAAAGACCUACCACUUCUCGUCGUGGUCGUCGUUGA